Pelobates cultripes (western spadefoot toad) is the source of this 318-nucleotide messenger RNA. The record is from the annotation of a GenBank genome assembly. Lineage: Eukaryota; Metazoa; Chordata; Amphibia; Anura; Pelobatidae.
AUGGGGAAAACUAAGCGCCCAGCCACCCCAGGACCGGCACCAGCGGCACAGCCCCAACAGCAACCCGGCCCCAUGGAUGAAUACCUCUCCACACCUCGAGGCCUACAAGGCACACGGGACCGCGACAAUAUGGCGCCUGCCUCCCCAGGUACUGCAAGCAUGGCAGAAUCGACGCCGGACCCCCAGGACAUGGACGCACUAACCCAAAUUUCUGUGGACCUGGCAGCCAUAUCGGCGACCAUGCUCACCCGCAAAGAUAAAACGGAGAUGGUAGCAGAACUCCGGUCAGUCAUAAGAGAGGAAAUAGCAGCGGUAUGA